AAUACCGGAUUGCCCAUGUAUAUAUACCCCUAUAUCGACUCUCUGUUCUCCCUCACUCCCGCUCCAACCACCCUCCUAUAAACCCUAGACUCCGCUGAUCCAACGACUCUCAGUGUUGGACCUCUUCACCUCUCUCGUGCCCCGCCUUUCCAGCCGAUCAAAUGGAGGUAGAUGGUAUCAAGAAUGAGGAAGAGGAAUUUAACAACGGACCACUUUCUGUUCUUCUGAUGAGUGUAAAGAAUAAUACUCAGGUCCUCAUCAACUGUCGUAAUAACAGGAAGCUCCUUGGCCGUGUGAGAGCGUUUGAUAGACAUUGCAACAUGGUGCUUGAAAACGUUAGAGAGAUGUGGACCGAGGUACCGAAGACUGGAAAAGGCAAGAAGAAGGCCCAACCUGUCAACAAAGAUAGAUUCAUCAGUAAGAUGUUCCUCCGCGGGGAUUCUGUCAUUAUUGUCCUUAGGAAUCCAAAAUGACAUGUAUUGUAAUUGAUCUUUUAAUGAUUUUUGUGGAAAUAGAUUCGGUACCGAAAAUUGUAGUACCGAGGUUGGAAACUAACUGCCUUUUAGACCGACUUCCUGUGGUAUAGUGUUCUUGUAAAUCAACCUCGAUCCAGCAUUCCCCUCUUGAAAGAUUCAGUGUGAAUUGCAAUGUAUUAAUGUCAAUGUUUUG
This is a messenger RNA of Pyrus x bretschneideri (Chinese white pear), 669 nucleotides long. Its product is annotated as small nuclear ribonucleoprotein Sm D2. The coding region runs from base 162 to 473 and encodes 103 amino acids. Gene Ontology annotation, cellular component: catalytic step 2 spliceosome; U4/U6 x U5 tri-snRNP complex; U5 snRNP. Gene Ontology annotation, molecular function: RNA binding. The transcript has 5 exons. The record is from RefSeq and is a predicted model, not a curated record. Gene Ontology annotation, biological process: spliceosomal snRNP assembly; RNA splicing. Lineage: Eukaryota; Viridiplantae; Streptophyta; Magnoliopsida; Rosales; Rosaceae.